Molecule: messenger RNA, 1484 nt
Organism: Amphimedon queenslandica
Lineage: Eukaryota; Metazoa; Porifera; Demospongiae; Haplosclerida; Niphatidae
Exons: 2
Coding region: 1-1473 (490 amino acids)
Biological process (GO): DNA integration
Molecular function (GO): nucleic acid binding
Source: RefSeq, a predicted model, not a curated record
AUGGAUGCUCAAACUUGGCAGGCAUUUUUUAUAAAGCUGUCUAAAUUCUUGCUAGAAUACGAAAGAAACCAACAGACACAGACAGAUAUUGAUAGAGUUUCUUCUAACAAAGAUUCAGCGAAACACUAUCGAACAACUUUAACAGAAAUUUGUGAUUUAGUAUCUAAUACUCUUCCUGAGGUCGAGUUAAGAGAUGAUGAACUGUACAUAGUGAGGGAUAUGAUGUCUAACUUGGAAACAUUGAGGUUAAAGCUGAGUGAUAUUAUUAAAGAAGGCGUUGAUAGAGAAGAAUUGCUACUUAGAAAUUGUGGCGGUACUGUCAAGUCGUUGGAUUUUAAUCUUGACCAGAUGUGUUUUUUGAGGAGCAUUAGGCUAUCUUGGACAAAAAUCUCUACCAUUUUUGGGAUAUCAAGAAUGACAUUAUACCUAAAAAGAAGAGAUGCAGGAAUUGUCGAUGAUUUUAAGUAUUCGAAUAUUUCAGAUAGUGAUUUGGAGAAGAAGAUAAAAGAAAUUAAAAUGCACAUGCCUGAUAUUGGAGAGACAAUGAUCACAGGAGUGCUACGUUCCAAUGGUGUUUAUGUUCAGCGUCGGAGAAUAAGAAAAGCCAUCCAUUCCAUCGAUCCAAUUAAGACAGCGUUACGUUGGCAUGAGAAAGUGAGACGUCGAAUAUACAGUGUUCCUGGACCUAUGUCUUUAUGGCACAUAGAUGGGAACCAUAAGCUCAUUCGAUGGUGUAUAGUCAUACAUGGUGGAAUUGACGGAUAUUCCAGAUUGGUCGUCUUUCUAAAGGCAUCUACUAACAAUAGGUCAAGCACAGUUUUAGAGGAAUUUAAGGCAGCAGUGCAGUCUUUUGGCUUACCAUCCCGUGUUCGUUGUGAUAAAGGUGGGGAGAAUGUGGCUGUUGCAAAGUAUAUGCUGGAGAAACGUGGUGUAAAUAGAGGUAGUGUGAUCGUUGGAAAAUCUGUUCAUAAUCAGCGAAUAGAGAGACUAUGGAGAGAUGUGUUUUGUGCUGUUAUACAGCUUUAUUAUCGCUUGUUUUAUACAAUGGAAGAUGAAGGAAUACUUAAUAUUAACAAUGAAGUUCAUAUGUUUGCACUGCAUUUUGUAUAUGUCCCCAGAAUUAAUGAAGCAAUAAAAGCAUUUGUUUCUGGAUGGAAUCACCACUCUUUGAGCAGCUGUCAUCAAAAGACACCAUUUCAGCUUUAUACUGAAGGAAUGAUUACACUGAGCCACGAUGAUAUUCCUGCAUUAGACUAUACUGAGCCAGUAGAUUGCGACAUUUAUGGCACUGAAGAUGAUUUAGAUGCUGACUCAUUAGACUCAGAUGAUAACUCUGUUGAUGUCCCUGCAGUGAGCAUUAGUCAUGAUAUAGCCGCUUUGCAAGCAUUAAUUGAUCCCUUACAAGAGUCUUCCAAUUAUGGAGUUGAACUAUAUUUGCAAACAGUUGAAUAUUUUAAUACUACACACAUUUAGGUUUUAAUUAC